Molecule: messenger RNA, 1506 nt
Organism: Aspergillus mulundensis
Lineage: Eukaryota; Fungi; Ascomycota; Eurotiomycetes; Eurotiales; Aspergillaceae
Exons: 6
Coding region: 1-1506 (501 amino acids)
Biological process (GO): positive regulation of transcription by RNA polymerase II
Cellular component (GO): nucleus
Molecular function (GO): DNA-binding transcription factor activity, RNA polymerase II-specific; zinc ion binding; transcription cis-regulatory region binding
Source: RefSeq, a predicted model, not a curated record
AUGCCACGCGCCGGCCCGGCCUGUAUGACAUGCCGAGAAAAAUGUCGCAAAUGUGAUCGUGGUCGGCCCAGCUGCCAGCGAUGUAUCUCCAAAGGACUUGUAUGCCGCGGGUACCCAGAUCAGUUCCGCUUCUGUGGGAUAGCAAGUCGUGGGAAGUGGAAGAAUGCUCGCAUUCCCGUGGCUGAGAGAGACAUUGUUUUUGACAGCCAAACGAAUGUCAUUGAGGUGCAGCAGCAACAGUCACCCAGUGACUCGUCUACGCCUUCGGAACCGCAAAGAUCUACACGCCUGGCGAUUGAUUCGAUACUGGUGCAACCUGCUGGUGAUACCGAUGAUAUCGCAAGCAUUUUGAAUUGGGCGCAGACAAAGACUCUUCUGGACCACUAUGACACGUUUAUUUGCCCGCAUCAGCUGGCGGAGAUCGGCGACGACAAGGAUAACCCCUACAGAGCUUAUAUAAUACCGCUAGCAAAGAAGCAGAUUUGCUUGCUGUAUGCGGUUCUCGGCUUUUCUGCGGUACACCUGGGUAAAUUGACCGAAAAUACACGCCUGCACGAGACUACGGCGGUUGAGUACCGGCUGAAGGCGAUACGAGCUCUAGGAGAGCAGAUCUCUAAGAGCCAGACCACGUCGCUAUCGAAGGAGGAGCAAGACGCUGUUUUCGCUACGAUACAGGUUCUGCUUCUACACGAUAUUGCGGAAACCGGAAUAUCUGAGCAUGGCGUGCACAUCACGGGGGCCAUGUCCGUGUGCAAGAACGUCCUCCUUGCAGAGGGCUUCAAUGGUCGACGGCAACGAGCGGUGUUCUUCUUAGGCAACCUGGCAUGGCUGGAUAUCAUCCGAGCCUUUGCCGGGACGCGCCGGCUCUGUUUCACCCAGGAGAUCCGUGAGAUAGUCGCUAGCGCUGGAGGACACAGAUUUGAACUCGUUAAUGGAUGCCCGCGAGAAAUAUUCCUGAUCAUCGGACGAGCACUCGAGAAAGCAAAAGAGUACAAGCACGGCUGGACGACAGAGGAGGAUUUCCGCUCCACGCUCCUCCUCGCGAACCAGGAGCUAUAUUCUUGGGACCCAAAGCGCAAGAUGUAUCCAAGCUCCGAUCCUCGCUGGGUGAGCGUAGCCGUGGCGUUCCAGUUCGCGUGCAUACUGCACGUCUACCGGCUGCUGGACCCUUCGCGGCCGGCGAACAGCCCGGAGAUACAGGAAGCCGUGAUGAUGACCUUGGAUGCGACGGCCGAUAUUCCUUCCGACAGUACGCUGAUCGAGCUGUUGAUACUCCCGCUGUUUAUGGCGGGUGCUGAUUCCUUGUCUCGACAUUCGCAGUACUAUGUCUUGGCAAGGCUCCGCGAGAUUGAACGGCGGUCCGAGAUGCGCAACCCGGUCCCGGCGGAUCUCUUGAAGAAGGUCUGGACAGCUCGGGCUGCGCAGGAUGGACUAGAGAACAUCUCCUGGCGGGACUUUACAUGCUUCCCGGAGUUGACUCAACAGCAUGAUUACCUUAUAAUCUGA